CGUUCACGACCAUCGCGUCCCCAUCACGCGUCGCGCCACGCCAUUGUCAACUCCUCGUCCACGUCCACGCGCCUCGCCGUCCCAAUGCUAGACAGGCGUGACCCGUGACCCAUGACGGACCUGCUGCACGUGCUUCCUGACUUCGACGCGAGGCCCUUUACCCAUCUGCUGCCCAAGCUCGACAAGGCCCUCAUCACCACAAACGACCUGCUCACCCUCGACGCCGCCGAUGUCGCCAAGCGCUCCCAGUUGCCGGCUGGCGAGCUGAGGAAGCUGACGGAUGCCGUGAUUCCUGCCCUGCACCAGCAGCUGGGCUUCGGCGGGGAAGAAGCGCCUGGGAGUGCCUUUCUCGGGGACGUCGACGACCCAGAGCGUCCAUGGCCCUAUAUAAGCACUUUGGACGAGGGGCUGGACGCGGCGCUGGGCGGCGGUAUUCCGCCUGGAUAUGUGGUUGAAGUCACGGGGGAGAGGUCGGUGCCGGCAAAACGCAGCUCCUCCUCACGCUCCUCCUAGCCGCACAGCUACCCUCCCCCCACGGCCUCUCCAAAUCCGCAGUCUACAUCUCCACCGAAGCCGCCCUCGCCACAACGCGCCUCACCCAACUGCUCACCUCGCACCCACUCCUCGCCUCCCUGCCCGCCUCCUCCCA
Molecule: messenger RNA, 649 nt
Organism: Dothidotthia symphoricarpi CBS 119687
Lineage: Eukaryota; Fungi; Ascomycota; Dothideomycetes; Pleosporales; Dothidotthiaceae
Exons: 2
Coding region: 112-513 (133 amino acids)
Source: RefSeq, a predicted model, not a curated record